AUGACCAAGCUUCAUUUCUGAAUUGCAGCCAACUUAAGCAGCAUAGUGAGACAAGCAUUCACUUUUCAGAUGUGUACUUUAUAGUAAGAAGGGAAGUAAGAAUGCAACAAAUGGUGGUGGAUACGAGCUUUCAGUGUUUUGCUUGCUUUGUACACGGACCAUCCUAGGCAGACAAGUGGUUCCCUCUGCCCUGUGCCCUCACGUCCCUCUCCCCGCCUCUGGGCACCGACUUCUGUGCUUUCUCCUUUGCCCAGCCACCGCCUGAUUUGGUGCUGCUCGUGGUGGUGUUGACUCUGGGCUCUGUCUGCUGUCACCGAAGGGGCUGUCGUCUGGCCGAGCAGAGAGGAGAAUGGCAGAGGCAGGAUGAAGUUCCCAAAGGGAGCCGGCGUUUCGUGACGGCAAAGCCACAGGACAAAAAGACCACGGAGGGCCAUGGGGAUUCUCCCAGCCGUUUGGGAUACACCUCCGUGCGGUGUGUCACCAUCUGCACGAACCUCCCUGAGCACCAGCGCGGCAAGAUCUGGUUUCCUAGGAGGAGCCGCUCCUGGGGAGGCUGAGCAGAGCCGUGCUGGGAGCCCACAGGACGCUGCGAUCCCUCCCCGCCUUUGCCUGUGGGAGGUGGGCCCUGCUGUGGGCUCCCCCCGGUAGGCAGUUCUCAGAGCAGUGCUCAGGCAGCGACCUUCCCCAGGACAGACAGGUGCAAGCAGUGCCCUGGGCGGCUUUGGUUACGCAGAACACUGAGCAUGACUAAUCCCAGCACCAAGGGAUCAUUCCUCUCACAGCCGAUGGUGAAGAGCGUGCUGGUAUAUCGCAACGGAGAUCCUUUCUUUCCGGGACGUCGCAUUGUCAUCAAUGAGAAGAAAGUGUCCAACUUUGAGGUCUUUUUGAAAGAGGUGACAGGUGGGGUGAAGGCACCUUUUGGAGCUGUGCGUAACAUUUAUACGCCUCGGGCUGGGCACCGUGUCCGGCAGCUGGAGGAGCUGCAGAGUGGAGAGCAGUAUGUGGCUGGUGGCAGGGAAGCCUUCAAGAAACUGAACUAUUUGGACAUAGGAGAAACAAAGAAAAAGCCUGCUGAAGUCAAUAAUGAGCAGUCAACAGUGGAAGAUGUCAAGCCAGUUACUCACAGUAGAAUCACUGCAUCAGCCAGGUUUCGAAAACCGUUCCAGGAGCCCUACACGAUUUUCCUGAUUGCUAAUGGAGACAUUAUUAGCCCUGUAGUGCGCCUCCUUAUUCCCAGGAAAACUCUGAAUCACUGGGACCACAUUCUUGAAAUGGUUACAGCAAAGGUUUCCCUCAGAAGUGGAGCUGUUCACAGACUUUACACUUUAGAUGGAAAGCAUGUUCAGAAUGGGUCAGACUUGGAGAAAGGGCAAUUUUAUGUUGCAGUGGGUAGAGAAAAGUUUAAGAAGUUACCAUAUGGUGAGCUGCUGUUUAGCAAAUCUACCAUAAGGCCACAGGGUUCUAAAGCAUCCGUACUGCCUCCAAUUGCAGGAUCUCGAAAAUCUAAAGGCAGUGGAAAUGAUCGGCAGUCUAAAUCUACUGUUGGAUCCAGUGACCCUGGAGAGAACAGUUCCUCACCUCAGCCUCCAAAAGAGAAGGUCAAAAAAUGCCAUAAUCCAGAGGAUUCCGUGUCCAGAGGACACAGUUCUAACAAAUCUACGAAAGCAAAUCAAACGGCUUCUACAAGAUUCCUGCAAGAUAAUGGUGAAGGGAUUUACAGAGCUAGAGAAAAGCAAUCUGAAACGUGGGGGGCAGCUGAAGUUCAAGAAGAUGAAGACACUCGUGUAGAAGUUCCAUUGGACCAGAGGCCAGCAGAAACUGUAGAUGAAGAAGAAGAUGCAGAAGAGGAAGAUGACAGAGGAGAGGAGGAAGCAUAUAAACAGAAGGAAGAACAUUCAGAAGUGAAUGGAGAGGAAAAUGGGGAAACUGUUAUGAGAAGUAACAGAGGAGAAAAUAAGAAUAAAUUAAAUGGGAAUUAUGAACACAAAAUAGAAGAAACAGAGAAUGUUGAGCAGGCAGAGGAAGAGGAGCUCACCCAUUUAAAUGGCAAGAUAGAUAAAGACAGUGAUGGGCUGAUGGAGCAGAUGAACAGCCACGAUGAUCUCCAGCAUGAAGAGGAUAUAAAAGAGGAUUAUUCUGGCAGUCAGGACCAGGUUGAUUCCCAUCAUGAAAAAGCAUCCAGAAAUCCAAGGGUGACAAUCACUAGCCCACAGGAAAGUGAAACAAAGGACCAGAGCAAUGGCUAUGCUGCAGUUGCAUAGAUAUAAGGAAAUGUAAUCAGUGGGAAAUGAAAUACUGCAAUACUUUCAAGCAUGUUAUUUUAUGAUUUAUAGCUUAAAAUGGAAAGAUAGAUUUGAGUACACAUAUAUUGAGUCUUGAGAUGAUAAUGGCAUAUAGAAUAAUAGGACGUAAACCUUAAUAUCUACUAAAUAAUACUGAAUUAUUUUCACAGGAUGUGAAAUUUCUGAUGGAAUUUGAGAGAAGAAAUGUAAUACUACUAUAUAGUAAUGUUAGAAACAUUAGAAAUAAACUAUUUUGUGGUUUAAAAUGGUUAUCAGUAGCAGAGUCAACUAUACAAAUGACAGUGGUCAAGAAAAAGGGUAAAUAAACAAGUUAAAUAUCAGAACUUCUUUGCAUGAUCAUUUAGAAAAGAGAAAUAGUCUGUGACUUUUAAGGGUAAUAUAAGUAGCUUUUCCCAUUGAAAUUCCACAUGAUAAAUUCUAUUUCCACGUGUAACUUGAAGAUAGAAAUGGAAUGCUUUGCUCACUUAAAGGAUAGCAAAUAAGAUGUACUAUGAGUCCUAAUAUUACUGGAUAGUAGCUUUCAGUAUAUUAAUUGGAAUAACUUCUUUUUUUUUGGAUUCUUAACUAGCACUUUUUUAGCAUUGUGAGGAUAGGUUGGCAGCCUGCAGUGCUGCAGCUUAUUCACACCUGCAACAGUAAGUUUUGUUGGUUGUUCUGCACCAGUUCACCACGCAGUGAAUUGUUAUUAUAGUGAAAAAAGAAUAAAGCACAGGUAUGCAGCAGGUCAGACAAGGAGCAGAUCAAUUUGAUUUCAAGUGAAAUCUAAUUUAUUAAUGAAAAAAAAAAAUAAUGAAGAGACCCAGAUUCAGACUAAAAUUAGCAUGAAAUCAUUGUUAUCAAUGGAGCCAUUUUAAUAUGAAACACAUUAACAUAAGAUUACUAGUUUACUGUAAAAUUCAGCAGCUGCUGUUGUGUUUAUGAAUCCCUCUUGUAGCCUUAAUGCUUGAAAGCAUAUUAUCAUCUUUUUGAGUUAGCAGGUUCCUGAUAGGCUGUGGCUUCAUUUGCAUUAGAAAAUAAGCCAUUGAUCCCCAGUAUUAGCUCUCUUAAUGACAUCAACACCAUUACUCUUACCAGUUCUCUGUUAGUAAUAGCAAUUAUUUGUAGAUCAUGAAAUACAGCCCUGAACAUAAUGUCAUUAAUUAUAUAAAAUACAUAGUGAGUUUCCCUAUCAUUAAUGCUGGUAAAUGAUGACGAUGAGAAAUUAAAUGUCAUUUUUAUUGAUUUCGUGCUAUUAAGACCAAAAUUACAUUCAGAAACAAAUUGAACUGUUUGAAGGAAGUGUAGAAAAAUGAUUUUGACUGAAACUCAUAGAAAUAUCUGCACUUUUCUACCAACCAGACCAGGAAGCUCUGUCUCAGCCUACCUUCUAAAACUUCUUGCAGAGCCCACCAAGGAAAAUGGCUUGUGCUCCAUCCUCACUCCUUUAGAGGUGAAUAGAUCAGCAGUAAGCAUGGUGCUCGGUGUGCUUAAGAAUCAAGACAGAUGACAAUUGUCUUGUAUUGACAUUACUAUGAAGAGUUGUUGGCUUGAAGUUAAUGGUAUACUGGAGUACCAGAUUCUACAUGUUGUCGUCUUAUUGCAGGUGAAAUCCUGAACAACCUCUGAGAUUUUUUUCAUCCUCAGACAUUUGAAACUAAAUCGACAACCAAACAUGUCUGAUAAUUAACAUUUUCCUUAAAAUGUUAUACUUAAAAAAAAAAAAAAUGCUUAGAAGAAGCACGGUUUUGUACAGAGAUUCUCUGUUUUCUAUUCAUAACUUCUGUCUGUUGUUUCUGUCAUUUCUUCCCUUUUCUGCCAAAGUCCAGUGUCCUCAGUGCUUAAAGACCUACAAAUAUCAGUCAGAGUUAUUUAAAUCUUCAAGUAAAUUCUAGGGAACUGUAAUGUGAUAAUUGUCUUUUAUGGGAAUGUGAAAAUCCCAGAGAGUUACCCAGCCUUUAAAAUGUUUUUCUCUCUGCUGUUCAUCUUGUAAGAAAGAUUGAAUAUUUUGCUUCAGAAAAACAAACCAGACUUUGGGGAGAGAUACAGCCCAUUUCAUCAUUCACUCCUGCAGUACUGAAAACAUCUACUUUGUAUCUGAUUCUCCGUACAGAGAAAAUUGAUUAAUGCAUAACAAUUCUGAUGUUAACAGAAAUUAAUCAAGAAACACAUGUGUGGUCUUGGCUAAAAUAUUUUUGUGAAUGUGAAUUUGCUAUGAUGACUUAAAUCGGUUUUACGUGAGAAAUAUUUCUUUUUCUUAAGCUUACAUGGUCUUACUUUAA
Messenger RNA from Phasianus colchicus (ring-necked pheasant), 4561 nucleotides. It is a transcript of the gene DCDC2, whose product is annotated as doublecortin domain containing 2. Gene Ontology annotation, biological process: regulation of cilium assembly; intracellular signal transduction; cilium assembly. The record is from RefSeq and is a predicted model, not a curated record. Lineage: Eukaryota; Metazoa; Chordata; Aves; Galliformes; Phasianidae. Gene Ontology annotation, cellular component: kinocilium; microtubule; microtubule organizing center.